AUGCUCUCAGAGGCCAGUGAGCUGUCACUGUCAUCCUUAUCUAAUAUGGCUAUCAUUUUAGGCCUUGGUUAUUACUCCUUACGAUUUCUUGUGUGCUGUGGAGCAAAACAAGUAGUCAGCAUCGAUUGGUCGGACGAUAUGUGUGAGGCGCUGAGAAGGACCGCUGAAGCGAACAAUGUGCAAGAUCGAAUACUCGUCAUCGAAGGAGAUAGUCGGAGGGUUACGCCCUGCCUGGUUGCCGAUCGUGUGUUUCUGGGCUUGGUCCCCUCAUGUCGCGCUCACUGGCUCACCGCCUGCAAGGCGCUAAAGCAGGAGGGUGGCAUGCUGCACAUCCACGAAGUGAUCGACAUAACUACGAAAGUGCGCAAAAAGGAAGAGCAAAAGAAAAAAGUACCGCCACCAAGGCUGCAAUCAGUCGACGAAGAAGGCUCAUCGAAAGAGAACAAGCCUAUUGCAGGUCAAACUGUGUCGAAUCCAGUUGUAGACGGUGUUGCUGGAAAGGAACAAGUAAAACGUCAGCUGUCCAGAUCGCAGUCCAUUGUCGAGGAAUUGGAGAGCCGAGUGCUACCCACACCCAAGGUACAUUCAAAGGCACGGGCCGAUAUUACCCAGAGGCACAACAAAAGAUCAUUGUCGCAGAUUUUCGAGCAAGGUGAAUGGAAGUCGCUGGCCGAGCCCUACAAAGAGUUUGCAAUGGAUUGCGCAACAAACUGUACUCGAUUCCUCAACAACAUUCACUUUUCGGACACUAUGUACUGCGUUACUAUUGUAAACAUCACAAGAUACGGCAGCACUUCUAAGAAGUCCGACCAUGUCGUUUUGGACCUCAUGUGCUGUAUGGAAGAUAUGCCCAUAGAGAAGAUGAUCGCCAGAUAUUUGACCUUGAAUCAUUCGAUGAAUUGA
Messenger RNA from Ostertagia ostertagi, 903 nucleotides. The record is from the annotation of a GenBank genome assembly. Lineage: Eukaryota; Metazoa; Nematoda; Chromadorea; Rhabditida; Trichostrongylidae.